UAUCAAUUACAGUGCAAACACAAGUUUCGAAAAUGCUGGAAACGCUGUAUGAAGAUGAAAAGGAAAGCGAUGAACAACAAGUGCAGACUUUGAGCGUAAGGAAGAUGGAGACACAGGACCUGCUCCUCUCUGAGGUAAGACAGCUCACUUGUUGCCUCCUCGAGAAAAUAGAAAUCAAGUACAGAGAUGAUCAAAUGCAGCAAGUAAAAAAUGAAAUAGUUUUGCAAGAAGAGGAGCAUGAAGAGGGUGUCAAAAACGAUGUGGAUGAAGAGCCACGGAUGGUUUCUACUAGUGAAGCAGGUUCAAAAGAAAACUUUCAGAGUCUUGGGGAAGAGGAAGAACCAGCGACAUUUGAAAACACUGGCAAAGAAAAGUCUAUGACCGAGGUGCCUUUAUAUGAGGGCUGCAAAGCAAUUGGCGAGCCAAUGCACAAUAAUGCCAUUGCCAAAAAUAAUGAUGAAGAAACAUCCACCAUUAACAAAGCAGCAGAAGAAAGGGUGAUUGACUGGAUUGCAAAAGAACAACUAUCUCAAACUGAUCUGUUUGGUGUAACCGUAGAGGAGAUGGUCCAGAAUUCAGCUCAGUUGGCGGAAAGCAUCGUGCAACAACGUGGAAGAUUAGAGUGGCUGCAACAAGUGGUGGGAGACACAGAUCCAGAGAACUGUGAGAGAAUAGUGGCGGAUACCCAAUCAGCCAUUGUCAACGGACCUGAGGAGACAAGAGGAGAUAACGAAAUGGAUAAAGAGGUAGAGGGCAUUGAAAUUAUUCAAAGAGGUGUGGAGAUUACCAAGAAGGAGGAGCUUUCUGCAGAGGAGGGAAGCUGUACAGAGGUAGAACAGUCACAUAAAGCACCUGAGAUUGUAGAAGAGGCGGCGUGUAAGGAACAGCCAAGACAAGUCAACGAAGAAGUGCCAAUACCCAUAGAAGAGGGGGCAUGUAAGGAGAAGGAACAGCCAAGACAAGUCAACGAAGAAGUGCUAAUACCUAUAGAAGAGGGAGCAUGUAAGGAGAAGGAACAGCCAAGACAAGUCAACGAAGUAGUGACAAUACCCAUAGAAGUGGGGGCAUGUAAGGAGAAGGAACAGCCAAGACAAGUCAACGAAGAAGUGCCAAUACCCAUAGAAGAGGGGGCAUGUAAGGAGAAGGAACAGCCAAGACAAGUCAACGAAGAAGUGCCAAUACCUAUAGAAGAGGGGGCAUGUAAGGAGAAGGAACAGCCAAGACAAAUCAACGAAGAAGUGCUAAUACCUAUAGAAGAGGGGGCAUGUAAGAAGAAGGAACAGCCAAGACAAGUCAACGAGGAAAUGCCAAUACCUAUAGAAGAGGGGGCAUGUAAGGAGAAGGAACAGCCAAGACAAGUCAACGAAGAAGUGCCAAUACCCAUAGAAGAGGGGGCAUGUAAGGAGAAGGAACAGCCAAGACAAGUCAACGAAGAAGUGCUAAUACCUAUAGAAGAGGGGGCAUGUAAGAAGAAGGAACAGCCAAGACAAGUCAACGAGGAAAUGCCAAUACCUAUAGAAGAGGGGGCAUGUAAGGAGAAGGAACAGCCAAGACAAGUCAACGAAGAAGUGCUAAUACCUAUAGAAGAGGGGGCAUGUAAGGAGAAGGAACAGCCAAGACAAGUCAACGAAGAACUGCCAAAACCCAUAGAAGAGGGGGCAUGUAAGGAGAAGGAACAGCCAAGACAAGUCAAAGAGGAAAUGCCAAUACCUAUAGAAGAGGGGGCAUGUAAGGAGAAGGAACAGCCAAGACAAGUCAAGGAAGAAGUGCCAACAACAAUAGGAGAGAGGGCGUGUAAGAAGCAAGAACAGCUCAGCAAUGACAAAUGGGAGGUUGCAGAGGGAGGUGAUGCUGCAAAGGAACAGCCAAAACAAGUCAAGGAAGAAGUGCCAACAACAAUAGAAGAGGGGGCGUGUAAGAAGCAGGAACAGCAAAGACAAGUCAAGGAAAAAGUGCCAAUACCUAUAGAAGGGGGGGCAUGUAAGGAGAAGGAACAGCUUGGCAAUGGCAAACAGGAGAUCGUAGAGGGAGGUGACGCUGCAAAGGAACAGCGAAGACAAGUCAAGGAAGAAGUGCCAACAACAAUAGAAGAGGGGGCGGGGAAGUGGCUAGAAGAGCUUAAGGCUGUCAUUGAAGAUGAGCCAAGAAGGAAAGCCCAGGGGGGGCGAAAAGUGACCAUACCUGCCUGGUUGAAGUCCAACGAGAGCUCAGAUGCCCCUUUCCAAGAGCCACCGAAGCCCCUCGGCAGUCAGAUCAGAACCAUGAGCGUGGGCAGCAAAGGGGAGGUGAAUAUCAAGGCCAAAGGUCAAGAGGUCACCAUGGCGAAUGGGUUCCUUGGGAUCCCACCUGCCGUUGUUCAACAAGAAGAGGUAAAAACAUUGGGAAAACUGACGAGGAUGGCGACUCCAGCUCAGCGGGAUGGCGAUCCUCUUGACCAGCAGAUCUCCCUCUAUGUGAAGGCCGGCAGUGAUGGAGAGAGUCUCGGGAACUGUCCCUUCUCUCAGAGACUCUUCAUGAUCCUCUGGCUGAAAGGAGUCAUCUUCAACGUCACCACCGUGGACCUCAAGAGAAAGCCUGCAGAUUUACAGGAUCUCGCUCCGGGAACCAACCCUCCAUUCAUGACCUUCAACGGAGAGGUUCUGGUGGACGUCAACAAGAUCGAGGAGUUUCUCGAGGAACGAUUGGUCCCACCACGAUACCCAAAGUUGGCAGCAAAGCAUCCAGAAUCCAACACAGCGGGAAUAGAUGUAUUUGCCAAGUUUUCUGCCUACAUCAAGAACCCUCGUAAAGAAGCUAAUGAGGGUCUGGAGAAAGCUCUUCUGAAGUCCCUGAAGAGGUUGGAUGAGUAUUUGCAGACGCCGCUGCCCGAGGAGAUUGAUGCCAACAGUGUAGAUGAUCAUGAAGCGUCCACACGAGGAUUCCUGGACGGGCCAGACCUCACGCUGGCCGACUGUAACCUGCUCCCCAAACUACACAUCAUGAAGAUUGUUGCUAGGAAAUACAGAGGUUUUGAGAUUCCUGCUGAGAUGACCGGAGUUUUGCGAUAUUUGAAUAACGCCUACCAGAGAGAAGAAUUCAUGAACACCUGCCCUGCUGACCGCGAGAUCGAGUUCGCUUACCUGGACGUCGCCAAGAAGAUCAAAUAGUUCAGGAUGACCAGACAAGUAGUGCUAACUCAUGGUUAUCUUGUGAG
Molecule: messenger RNA, 3193 nt
Organism: Rhinichthys klamathensis goyatoka
Lineage: Eukaryota; Metazoa; Chordata; Actinopteri; Cypriniformes; Leuciscidae
Product: chloride intracellular channel protein 4
Exons: 6
Coding region: 33-3146 (1037 amino acids)
Source: RefSeq, a predicted model, not a curated record